Messenger RNA from Rubroshorea leprosula, 1019 nucleotides. NCBI's taxonomy places the organism in Eukaryota, Viridiplantae, Streptophyta, Magnoliopsida, Malvales, Dipterocarpaceae. The record is from the annotation of a GenBank genome assembly.
ACCACCGUCACGAAUUUCUUACCAUAUACUAUUCAUCAAUCACCACCACCACCACCAAAAUCUUCUACCUUUUUUUCCCUCUUGUCAUUUCUUCAACUCUUGUCGCCGGAAUAAACCCGCUCGCCGGCUCCCGAAUUUCCCUCUCGCUUCGUCUCUCCUCCUUCGCUCUCUCAACUUAUACUUUGAGUUCGAUUUCAAUGGACCAACUCUAGCACUGGAGUCGCGUCAGAAUCUUUUUUCUUUUUUCUUUUUUUUCUCUUGUAUUAGAGUUUGGAUUGCGUUUCGAAGCUUAAAAGGAAGCGGAAUGGGUUGCGCCGCAUCGUCGCCGACCAAGGGAGAUGGUUCUGGGAAAAAGAUUCGAAAGCCAAAGAACUGGAAACAUCCACAGCCAAUAACAAAGUCUCAACUCAUGCAAAUGCGUGAAGAGUUUUGGGAUACUGCUCCUCACUAUGGUGGCAGGAAAGAGAUCUGGGAUGCCCUACAAGCAGCUGCUGAAGCUGAUCUAACUCUUGCACAAGCAAUUGUAGACAGUGCAGGGGUCAUAGUUCAAAGUUCUGAUUUAACUAUCUGCUAUGAUGAAAGAGGUGCAAAAUACGAACUGCCAAAGUAUGUUUUGAGUGAGCCAACCAACCUGAUAAAAGAUAGUUGAAGAUAGAGAAUAUUGAUUGCCAUGUGUGUGAGAUUAAGCAUAAAUCAUAUAUAUUAUUACUCUUAUUCUAAUGUGAAAUCUCUCGCAAAUGAUAUCUUGCACUAACUGCUUACCUUUCAAAAGAUGCUGUAAGUUCCUUCUGGUAAAUAUCAAGAAUGCACCCUUUUGCAUUUGUGAAAAAAUAGUGUUAUUGUGCUAUGAUGUGUAAAUUUGUGUUGUCUGAUACUGAAUUUAGUCUAAGCUAAUUACUGUAACAUCAGCAGCUUUUUGUUUGAUACUAGCAACCUUACCUCUUUGUGUCAUAUAUAUUUCAUGUUGAGAUGAUUUUAGCAGAUUAUGUAGAGGGUCCAAAUCAAUUAGUUUUGCCAAA